Molecule: messenger RNA, 3248 nt
Organism: Nymphalis io (European peacock)
Lineage: Eukaryota; Metazoa; Arthropoda; Insecta; Lepidoptera; Nymphalidae
Gene: Pka-C3
Product: cAMP-dependent protein kinase catalytic subunit 3
Exons: 7
Coding region: 265-1353 (362 amino acids)
Biological process (GO): protein phosphorylation
Molecular function (GO): ATP binding; protein serine/threonine kinase activity
Source: RefSeq, a predicted model, not a curated record
CAGUGAGAAUCGAACCGCGUUGAAGAGAGAACGUGUUUUAUAAAUACCUCAAUCGCGCGCUUUGCACUACGUCUUCAACAUAAACAUAUAAUCAAAAAACUAGUCUAAAAUAAAACUUAAUAAUUUCAUAAAUAUAUUGUAAGUGACAUUUGUCCUCGGAUUCGUGAUAAGAAAUAAAAAUCAUUUUUUUUUUGUAAAAUUAAAAUGAUGUUCUGAAUAAAUAUUUUUUUUUAGUUUUAUUAUUUGUUUUUUAAAUCUUUUAAAAUGAUGAUGGCUAGUGCUAAAUUGAUUAGAGACUGUAGCUCCGAGCUAAGUUCUGAUGUACGGUCCCUUUCGGUGGCAUCUUCUACAGAAGAGCAGGAGUCCACCACCACUGACACUGAAUAUUCUGAAGAAGAGAAAGAAUAUGAAUUAGAAGAUCUGCAAAUCUUAAAAACUAUUGGUACCGGUACGUUUGGCCGUGUAUGUCUCUGUCGGGACAAAGCUGCAGACGAAUAUUUGGCUAUGAAAAUUCUGUCCAUGGCAGAUGUUAUCCGUUUGAAACAAGUGGAUCAUGUUAUGAACGAGAAGAGCAUUUUGUCAGAAAUCAAUCAUCCUUUCAUUGUUAAUUUACGAUGGUGGACCCACGAUGACUCUUGCCUCUACAUGCUGUUUGAUUACGUUUGCGGCGGAGAACUAUUCUCUUAUUUGAGAAACGCAGGCCGGUUCAGUAAUAGUAUCGGCAAUUUCUAUGCAGCGGAAAUUGUAUCUGCAUUGGAAUACCUUCAUACUAGGAAUAUUGUAUACCGAGACUUAAAACCAGAGAAUCUUUUGCUUGCAAAGGAUGGCCACUUGAAGAUCACAGACUUUGGUUUUGCGAAAAAAUUGACAGAUCGAACAUGGACGCUUUGCGGUACACCAGAAUAUCUUGCACCUGAGAUUAUACAGAGCAAAGGACACAAUAAGGCUGUCGACUGGUGGGCUUUAGGAGUUCUCGUGUAUGAAAUGCUCGUUGGCUACCCUCCAUUCUACGACGACAAUCCUUUUGGAAUUUAUGAGAAAAUUCUCAAUGGUCGCGUGGAUUGGCCGCGACAUCUUGAUCCAGUCGCUAAGGACAUAAUUAAGAAACUAUUGGUACAGGACCGAACUAAGCGACUUGGCAAUAUGAAGUGUGGUGCGGAAGACGUGAAACGGCACAGAUGGUUCAAACAUAUCGAUUGGGCUGAUGUAUAUAUGAAGAAAUUACAGCCUCCGAUUAUGCCGUCUGUGUCGUACGAGGGUGACACAUCCAACUUCGACGAGUACCCCGAAACAGAUUGGAAAGCGGUGCGGUCGCUCGAUCCUGACGAAUUAAAACUAUUCGCUAACUUUUGAUGUGCACUAGAAUAAGACUCACCUAGUUAAAUAACGAGUUAGCAAAUGUUUCAACAAACAUUUUUAGUGAAUCCUAAUAAUAGUAGAUAAAAACGAUAAAUAAGUAUCGAUGAGGAAAAAUAAUAAGGAAAUUAGAUUCCAGUAACACUGGUAAUAUUCCAAUGGUAUUAACGUAUCAGUUGAAUAAAAUGGUAUUCAUUAAACUUUACAGCGUGUUACAACUUUUGUAAAUUUAUAAAGUACUAUUAAAUAUAUUUAACUAUAACUAUUAAUAACUAUUAACGCUAUUAAACUAUAGCGUCUGAAGGGAUAGGGGAGGCAAGUGUGAUCUAAAUAUCUUAUACAAGAAUAUAAUUUGUUUUAAUAAAAACUAUAUUUGUUAUAAUACAUUUCGCUGUAUUUUCUCAAGAAAUUAAGUUGAGGAUAGCAAGGAAUUACGAAAGAGUUAACGUUGCCUGUUAAGUAAAGUAAAAGUAAAUGUCCUACUGCUGGGCUUAGGGCUCCUUUCUUUUUAAGGAGGUUAUUCCAUCAAUGUUCUAAUGUACUAGAUAGUAGAUUUCACAUGUGGUAGAUUUUCAUUCGACGUAUGCAGGUUUUCUCUCGAUGUUUUGUCUUGAUGUCGAGCACUAGAUGAAUUACAAACACAUUCAGUGGAGCUUGCCAGGGUUUGAACCGGCAGUCUGCGAUUAAGAUUCUUGUGUUCUAAGAAUUACGUCAUCUUGGCCCUCGGUCUAUUGUCUAAUUCCCGGUUAACUGUUGUAAAUAUAAUUUUUAUUUAGCAUAUUAAGCGAUAGCAUUAGUUGUCAUAAUUCCAAUGCUUUACUUAAAUUACUGACAUGAAUCUAUUGGUAAAUUUUAAAUAGAAAUGAGUCAGUGUCCAAUGCUUGUGAUUUAUAGUAUUAAUUAUAUUUAUUCAAUAAUAUAUUUACAUUACACUAGCUUUUUGUAAAUGCAAUUUAAUUAAGAAUGAUGCUUAUUGAGAAGUUUCAUACUUUUAUAUUAUUAAUAGGGUAAUUAUAUGUUUAUGUAAGGAAUUGACAUUUUUUUAAUUGAAAUGUUAUUUAGCUUUGGCUUAAUUUUGGUCCAGUGUUGCGUUUUAUUCCUACUAUUAUAAUUAACUAUUAUAAUAUAAUUUUUAUUUAUUGUAUUUCAUAAUUUUGUAAUGAAUACAUAUUGUAUCUGUAAAGAUGAAAUAAUAUGUGUGAUGUUACAAUAUUUAAAUCUAUCGAAAAUGUAAAUUGUAAAAUAAGAUUUAGAUCUGUAACUAUGUAUAAUAAACAAAAUACAAUGAAUAUUUAAAUAAUAUGUAAUCCCAAAGAAAUUACCUACUAAUAGUAAUAACGUCUUAAAUAGGUUAAAUUAUAUUAUAUUGGCGGGCCUUGCAUUGAUGAUGAUGUUCGGACGAGGUUUCCAUACUCAUUUCACGCAACACAUAUUUUAGUGCACAAGUGUAAGCACCAACAACCUCCAUACUGCGGCCUGCUAGUGAAAAUUUCUUGGCAUGAAAAUCUACUAACUUAUUAACCCGAGGUUUGAAAUUAGUACUAUAGAAUCUGAAGCCUUAUAAACUAGCCACUAGACCAACAGUAACGAGGUCAUGUGGCAUAGUCUUGAGCCAAAAGUAUGUAUUUUAUAAAUCGUAAUUGUUACAAGUAUUUUAUAUAACUGUUUCAUUAGUUUGAAGCUUGUUUAAUGCCAUGUAUUAUGAAGAAGUGAUCUCUAAGUCAGACAUAGUAUUGGCUACUAACAUUGUUAUAGGAAUACCUACUUGAUUAUCAAAUGUCUCAAACGAGCUUUCAUUGCGUAAAUUAUAAAUGUAACAAGGUUGUAAAAAGUAGUAUCUAGUGAUUGUAUAUAUGUACCCAAAAAUAAACAUUUUAUGAAAUACAAGCCGA